AUGGCGUCGAUGGAGGUCGACCCCGCGCCCUUGCAUCGCCCCCCUGUGCCCGACCAUUCGCGCCCAGAGACGCCCUCCGAGGACGGCUACGUGCCGAAAAAGCAGAGAUUGCACGAGCUGUUGCGAGAGGCGCAGCAGCGUUUGGAGAUAGUCGAGAAGCGCGCCGACGCCAUGGAGUGCGACCUUGGUGCUUUGAGGUCCGAGCUCAAAAAGCUAGCCGAUCGCCACUCCGAGUCGAACGUGCAGAAAGGCACCCUGACCGACGGCGGCGACGACACGACGGCGCCGCGACACGACGCCAACGGCGAGAACGACUACGAGUGGGACCGCUUGACCACUGCGUAUUCCGAAGACGAGUUCUUACAGGACGACCAUGAGUACGACCACAACCUCGGGUUCACGCCCAACACGGUCCCGUGCCCGAAGACCUUGCCGCCGAUUUACCGCCGCGCGAUCCCGCUGCCCGACAUCGAGCCGAGCCACAUCAGGCGCAGUCGCAUCGAACUUCCCGAUGCCGCCCGUGUGGGCGGCGGCCCUGGUGGUGUCAAGAUCCCGCUCGAGGUCGGCCACUCUUACUUCAGCCACAGCUACGUUGGAGCGGAGCCGAUUCCCCCGUCAGAGUACUGGCCCCGCAUCGAUUUGCUCAUUGUCAAGCCGAGUGUGAUUCUGCCGAUUCGCCAGCCGUUCGGGGCUGACGGCAAUGAUAAGGAGAACCCGCAGAUCCAGAUCGCUGGUGGCGAUGGCAACCCCGCGGCCGUCACGCGCAGCAUCGCCGAGCUCUACAUCCGCGUCUUCUCGCACAUGCCGAUCAACGAGGUCAUCGCCCGCAAGAACAGCAGGGCUGCCCAGGACAGCACAUUCAGACAGCAAGUCCAAGAGGCGGAGGCGGCUUGGGCCAGCCGCGCCAACCGCACCUCGCUCGACACGGUCAGCCAGAUGGGGCAGGGGGACAACGUCUCGGUCGGUUUCGGCAGCAUGGUCAAGGUGAAGCGCAAGGUUGCCAUCUUGAACAGGCUUGAGUUCAAGUACCACCAUGACGGCCAGGAGCCGUUGCAGCGCUUGGUGCGCCACCACCCGACGAUGAUGCUGCCUGUUCGUGGUGCGACUUCUGGUGAACAGGAAAAGGUAUGGUUGUUUGAAGUAUUUCCUGGCGCACGCCGCACAAUGAGCUUCACCACCUUCCACAAGGUUACCGCUGGCUCGACCCCUGUGCGGCCAGAAGACGUCUUCUACCUUGGUCAGGUGGCGGACUUUUACAACAAGGGGCUUGCCGACCAGAAUGCUGAGUUCGACUUCGACGUGGUGGGCAAGGACCUUCCAACCAUCAACGACACCAGAGAGAAAUACGGCUUGCCCCCGAUCGACCCGCACCAGGCGGUUGGCAGCCACGACGCCCCCGCCGCUGAGUUUGAUGAGGCAACGCCGCCUGCCGCAGCGGCGCAUGCAGGUGGCGGCCUUGUUGAGAGCCUCGAGGCGGCGAUUGGCGGCGGCGGCGGUGCGCUCGACGCCUCCCUGGCCCUGGCCCCCGUGAUCCAGUUGCCGUCCGCUUUCGGCAAGGGCGCGGAUGCUGCUGGGGGUGCCAACAAGCGGAGGCGCGUGCAGAAGAUGCCUGCAGCCCCUCUGGAGGCGUCGCCUGGCAGCGCAGGUGACAUUGCCAUCUUGGAUGACGUUGCAUCGGUCGCGGGGUCUACUCAGGUCGGCAAUGUCAGUGCGACGGGCAGCGUGAGUGAUAUGCGCCAGGGCCCGUACAAGCACAUAUCGAACCUGAAUUGCGAGGCUGAGAUGCUGCAGGGGAACUUGGGGAACUUGCUGUCUCACGCCCAGAAGUGGGUGCGUGAAAAUUCUGAGAACGCCGCAAAGUGGGGCAACGGGAUGUCUGACUUGAAGUCCAGGAUCGCGAAGUUUGAGAUGGCACACAUCGUAUCAGUUCGGCAUCAGGACAGCUUCACGGACGCCGAGGUGGCGAAGGCAGUCAGGUACAUGAUCCACUUUGACGGGAAGCUGCCACCCGCUGUCAACCUCAAACUUUGCAUGAGGGCUGCGAAGAAGUCGAUGGGCCACGUACGGGAUGCAGCUACCUUCAGCACGUUCUUCGGCGAUUGUUUGCCCUUCGACCCCAGCUGCGACGACGAGUUCGACAGCGAUUCGCCGCGGCUGUGCGCUCUGGACGUGGAGGCGGCUGUCAAGAUCCACUCGUUCAUGACGUCGUUCAUGGACAGUUGGCUUUGCCCUAUCUUGCAGCAAGGGGACGAGUCGCGUCAGCUUUUCUCUGCCGCUUUGUCAGCGGCCCGCGAGAGGGUCGCCCUCGUUGUUGCUGAGGAUAUGCCCGACGAGUACAUGCGGUUCUUCUGUUCCUUGUCGGAGGCAUUCGACGCGCUGGCUUUUCUUACGGGCGACGCAUCUGCCAUGACAUUGGACGACAUUUCUGAGAAGGUCAAGGUCCACGUCGCCCUCUUGAGCGAUCAGAAGUCCACCGACCCGAUCGUGUCAAGGAUCGUGAGGUCCAUCAGCGCGACACCCGUCUACAUGGACUUGCUGUCCGACUUAUCCAAGGCGUCGCAGGGGAUGCAGUCCAUGGGCCGCCAGUUAGCAUACCUACAUUCGGCGCUGACGGCCGACGACCUCACGACCCUCAGUUCGACCGAGGAAUGGCGUAAGGUGCUCGAGUGCCACGGGAACAUCGCCAAAGACAUGUUGGCUAUGGUGGAUGCCCUUGGCUCGAUGUUCGGAGACGGCUUGAAGGGUCGGGCCCUCAUGAAAGCAGAGGUUGUCGUCAAGAGAUUUCUGGAUCGCGCUCAUCACGACGCUGCUUCGGAGGUAGAGGCGGAAGCGUUCAGCAAGAUGGUGUCGUACCAGCGUCUCGUGCGGCACGACUUGCCGUGCUUCCUCGACGCGGAGUCCGAAGCCGCCGACCUGAUCGCCUCUCUGAGGUCACAAGCAACGGUCGCCAGCUUCGCUAUCGCAGUCCAGGCUGCUGCCGAUGCGACCGACCUCACUCAGGAGAUCAUGGAGACCGCGCAGCGCGGCAUGGAGCAGGUCAGGGGCUCGGUCGCCGUCAGCGAGACCGUGCAGCAUCACUUGGAGACGCUGGCCGCCAGGUGCACCAAAAUAGCUAUCGACGUGUCCGUUCACAGCGAGGCGAUGCGCACUGCGGCUUUGAACGCGCUCGCUGCCGCCCUGGACAUCAUGCCCCAGAGCGUCAUCCACAAGGGUGUGGUGGACGUCCUCAGGCAGCACAAUGCGUUGGCAGUUCGCCUGGCGGAGUUCAAGGCGAAGCACGCCGCGGGCGACGGCAACGGCAUAGAUCUCGACGCCGCGUACCAGUGCGACGGCCUCUCAGGGCUGAAGGGGUGCACCACCGCGCUGUCCUCGCUCAUGCAGAAGGAUUCGUUCCCCGACGUCGUAGGUGAUGCCGCCUUGGUGGACAUGGCGGUGGUGCAGUGUACCGUCGCGCGCACGCUUGUCGACGAGGUUGCCAACUACGGCCUCAAGGCCCUCGUGCUGAAGUACCAGAGCGGCAUCCUGGCGGAGCUGGACGGACUCAAGGGCGGCCUGAAGAACGGCGCCGACUGGGUGGACGGGCUGUCCGCGUCAGGUGCCACGGAGAAGUGGGACAAGAUCAAGAGCGUGGGGGUGGCCACUUUGCUGGCCGACGGCGUCGCCGUUGGCCUCCGCAAGAAGGUCGCGGCAGCC
Molecule: messenger RNA, 3693 nt
Organism: Prorocentrum cordatum
Lineage: Eukaryota; Dinophyceae; Prorocentrales; Prorocentraceae
Source: the annotation of a GenBank genome assembly